This is a messenger RNA of Trametes versicolor FP-101664 SS1, 2407 nucleotides long. Its product is annotated as SIR2-domain-containing protein. NCBI's taxonomy places the organism in Eukaryota, Fungi, Basidiomycota, Agaricomycetes, Polyporales, Polyporaceae. The transcript has 20 exons. The record is from RefSeq and is a predicted model, not a curated record. Bases 57 to 1853 code for a protein of 598 amino acids. Gene Ontology annotation, molecular function: NAD+ binding.
AUCGUGCACCGACCUCACAGCCCCAGGCAGCGACACAAAAAAUACACAACUCGCGGAUGAAAUCUUCACCGCUCACGCCACCCACCCCGUCCUCGCGCGGCAACUCUCCCGCAGGGGAUCCGCCUCCGCCUCCGCCGCGAAGCGCCGCGUCCAAGAGCCGUAUGAAUACCUUAUACGCGGCACAGCUGCGCGCGUUCCUGGAGGCGGCCGAGGUGGUUGACGUGGACCCGGACGUCAUCGAGGACCUCCUCAAUGAUUUUCCGGAAGACUCGCCUGCCGGAGGCGAGGACGGCGACGUCGAUGUCGAAGACGAAGCCGAGGACGCACAGCAGCCCGCGCAAGGCCAAGAACGGGUAGCUGUAGGCGCCCAGGGAUCGUCGGCCCGGGGCGAGGAAGACUCCGACGAAGAUGAGGACGAAGACCUCGGCGAAGAGUGGACGGCGUAUCUGCAAGAAGCGGAGACCGCGUGGACCAAACAAGAGGUAAAGGACAUGAUGGUGAUGCUCAAGGAGCAAGGGAUGGCGGCGUUCCUCGCCGAAUACGUCGUGCGGCGCGCGAUUCCGAUCCCCAAGCUGCUGUACGCGUUCAAUGUCUGCCUCUGCCCAGAACUCCGCGCCAAACAACCACGGAUGCUCAUGUACCUGCUCCGCGUGGCGCUUUCCCGCGAGCUCGGGUCGCGCGAACGGCUGCUGACGUACAACACGAUCGACGACGUCGUGCGUCUGAUCCACGCCUCGCGGCGCAUCCUGAUCCUGACCGGCGCCGGAAUCAGCGUGUCAUGUGGAAUCCCCGACUUCCGUUCGCGGAACGGCCUGUACGCAUCGCUACAGGAGAACGGCGAGUACGACCUCGACGACCCACAGCAAAUGUUCGAUAUCCAAUACUUCCGGGAGAACCCCGCUGUGUUCUAUUCAUUCGCAAGCAAAAUAUACCCCUCGAACUUUAUACCCUCACCUUGUCACCGCUUCAUCAAGCUCAUAGAAGACAAGGGCAAGCUCCUACGAAACUACACGCAGAACAUCGACACGCUCGAGACGCUCGCGGGCGUCCAGCGCGUCGUGCAGUGCCACGGCUCGUUCGCGACCGCGUCCUGCAUCCAUUGCAGGGCGCGCGUCCCCGGAUCCGCAAUCGCAGACGACAUAAUGAGCCAGCGCGUGCCGCUCUGCACGCUCUGCAACGCCGCCAACGCCCCGGCCGCCGUGCCCGUCAAGGCGGGCAAGAAAAAGGGCAAGAAAAAGAAGGAGGGCUGGGACAGCGACGCGUCCGACGAGCCCGAGCCGCCUGCGUACCCCCCGGGCAUCAUGAAGGCAAGCUGGCCUCCGGAUAUCACGUUCUUCGGGGAAAAGCUGGACGACGUGUUCGAGCGCUCGUUGAUGGAGGACAGGCAGGAGGUCGACCUGCUCAUCAUCAUCGGCACGUCGCUCAAGGUGUCGCCCGUCUCUGAAACGAUCUCGCACCUGCCACAUUCGGUGCCACAGAUCCUGAUCAACAAGACGCCGAUUAAGCACAUCAACCCAGACGUCGUGCUGCUCGGCAACGCGGACGACAUCGUCCUGCACCUCUGCGGCAAGCUCGGCUGGGACCUCCCAGAAGCGCCAGUUCCGACGCGCAACCUCGACGCGCCGAAGCCGAACCUGAAGAAGCGGCUGUCCGCUGAGUUUGAGCGCGAACCGCGACGCGUUGGAAACAGCCAUGUGUGGUUGUUUGAAGGCGCGGAGGGCGGGAGAUGGGUCGAGGAGGUCGAGCGGAGGUCGCUACCUCACCACCCCGAAAGCGGAGCGUCAUCCGCGUCCACCUCUGCUGCGCCCACUCCGUUUGACGACCGGCAGGCGAAGAAACAUAAGACGGAAUAAAAUGGGUCCCGCCUAGCCUGCAGGAUGACAAGCAGGGCGAUCGGUAGAGAGAGGAGAGGCGGGCGGGCAGAGUCCGCGCCGCCUAACGUCGGAGGCGCAGCCGGAAUGCGUUCUUCGACUGAGGCGAGUUCGCGUCCAGGUAGUCUUCGUAAAACCCGACAAUGAACUCCUCGGCCUUGAAACCGAAGCGGUUAUAUAGGAGCAUGGCAGGAUUGUUUAUAGAUACAUGCAGAGUGAUGUCCUUGUGCGGGUUGCGCAUGAUGAGGUGGUACAACAUAGAUGUUGCGAUCUGAGAAUUGUCCCAGCCGGCGCGUACAGCAAGGUACGUAAUAUACGUUUCCUGCGGAGAGCUGAGGAAGCCAGCGCCUACUACAAGCUUUUUGUAUGUAGCGACGACAGUGCACUUCUCUGGUGAAUACUCCAGGGCGUCGCUCACAUUCACACCCUCCCAGAAGGCACGAGCAAGUAUAUCGUGGAUUUGAGGCAGAUGAUACGACUGCAGGGUGGAAUACACGAUGGGUGCUUCUGACUCGACAGCUUGUUCGCGCUCGGCA